This is a messenger RNA of Amborella trichopoda, 497 nucleotides long. The record is from RefSeq and is a predicted model, not a curated record. Lineage: Eukaryota; Viridiplantae; Streptophyta; Magnoliopsida; Amborellales; Amborellaceae.
UUGGAGCUGGAACAAUUGAAAUAAAUCAAACACAGUACGUUCUCAAGCAAUGCCAUUGGCAUUCACCCUCAGAGCACAGUCUCGAUGGUUCAAGAUAUGACUUGGAGAUGCAUAUGGUCCAUCAAAGAUCAGAUGGACGAACAGCCGUAGUUGCAGUGAUCUAUAAAGUUGGGCUGCAAGAUCAUUUCCUAUUGAAGGUGACGGAUGCGAUUGAGGAUAUCACUGAUAAAACAGGGUCCGAAGUGAAAGUUGGAUUAGUGAACCCGGAAGAUGCCAUAGAUUUGGAGAGAGAACCAUACUAUAGAUACCUUGGCUCCCUCACUACUCCUCCCUGCGAUGAGGGAGUCAUGUGGACUGUUAUAAAAGAGGUGAAGACGUUCUCGAAAGAACAACUGGAAAAGCUGAGGGCUGCUGUUGAAGAUGGAUUCGAGAACAAUGCAAGGCCAAUACAACCCCUGAACCAGAGACAAUUAUACAUCUUCAACAAGGAGCGGUAG